AUGGACGAUGAUGAAGUAGCCGCGAUGAUGGCGAAAGAGGCGCGCGAGAGUUUUGAGAGGUCCUCCGCUGAAGGCACAAGGGCAUAUGUACCCAGAAGUGGACCAGCAAGACACGCGCCAAAAAUUAAUGCGCGGUUCUUUCGCAACUUGGUCAGAGACACCGACAGCCAUAAUGCUUCUCUGAGGCGGAAGCAAGAGAAAGAGGCAGAAGACCACAAACGCCGCCUACAAGAGCAGUCUCAACGAGCCCCGGAGCGUACCCGUCAGGAUCCUCGAAGUGACCGUGAUUCUCGCCGCCGCGACCGAAAGAUACCAAGUGAGGACAAGAGUGGAGGCUAUCGCGACUCGCGUGGAAACAAAAAUCGAAAUGAACGCAGGCCCCCGAGGAGUGAUACAAUGAAUGAUGACGUUGACCUCGACACCGAAACCGGUCCUCUUCACGAUCUCGAAGUCGUUCCCUUAUUCCAGUCGAAAGUCCAGGUCUUAUCGCAUCGUCUUUCCGCGGCCGAGGGGCCUGACUCUCGGGAUCGCAGGUCCUCACACGCAGAACACCGGCGCAGGGAUUCUUCAAGCAAUGAGUCGGACACUGCUGCUAGAUCGGCCCAUCAAAGUCGGCCCGUUCCUACUAAGUCGACGGCAACCGAGCCACGAUCUUUGCCUAUCAUAAAACGCCGUAAGUACCAUUCGAGCGACGAAUCAGAUCCUUUGGAUGACUUGAUCGGCCCUCUUCCUCCGAAGGCCGGCGAGGAGCCUGUCCGAUCCCGCGGAAGAGGAAUCUACAACGCCAACCCGAGCACGAUCGACUCCCACUUCGCGCCAGACUACGACCCGGCCUUGGAUGUGGAGCAGCCUCGCAGGAGCAUUCCGGAUCGUCCAUCAGCCCGUCGUCAAUCUAUGGGGGUCUACAGUGAGUCGGAGUCAUCCUUGUCUCCCGAGGUCUCCCGCGAUCGAGCAUACUGGACGCAGAGAGGAGAAGCAAGGCUGCGUGCAGCUGGAUUCGACGAAGCAUUGAUUAACAGGGUCACAAAACCACCUAAAGCAACAGUGUCCGAUGAGCCCGAUCUUGAAGGCCUGCGGUGGUCGCGGAAAGGUGAGGGCCGAGAGUGGGAUCGAGGCAAGUUCACGGAUGAUCAAGGCCAUACUGACGUCCGCCCCCAAUGGUAG
This is a messenger RNA of Penicillium chermesinum, 1164 nucleotides long. RefSeq lists its product as uncharacterized. NCBI's taxonomy places the organism in Eukaryota, Fungi, Ascomycota, Eurotiomycetes, Eurotiales, Aspergillaceae. The transcript has 4 exons. The record is from RefSeq and is a predicted model, not a curated record. The coding region runs from base 1 to 1164 and encodes 387 amino acids.